Messenger RNA from Emys orbicularis (European pond turtle), 1128 nucleotides. RefSeq names its product chromosome 5 C4orf19 homolog (gene PGCKA1). The record is from RefSeq and is a predicted model, not a curated record. The transcript has 3 exons. Lineage: Eukaryota; Metazoa; Chordata; Testudines; Emydidae. The coding region runs from base 1 to 1128 and encodes 375 amino acids.
AUGCUGGCCAGGAUAAGAGAGAAAGCUGGAAAGAGGGAGCAGCAUUGCAAGAGCACAGCACUCUCAGAUGUCACCACUCAGCCAGAUGUUAAAAUCAUGAUCAGUCAACUCUCAUUGGCUAUUUGCUAUAUCUUUGAUUCAGAAGAUGUACAAUCCUCGAGAUACCCCAAUGAAGUAAACAGUUACAAACCAGACAAGCAAGACAGCAAUAAAUUCAAAGGCGAUCAGAACAGUGAAACUCCGGUGCAUAAAAAUGAACUGCAAAAUGAUGAAUUAAAGAGAACAGAAAAUAAAAACAAGUUCAAUAGCACAAAAGAGGCCUUCCAGAACCACAGAGGAACUGCUCUUGACGAGGAAGGGCUAGGAAACUGUGUUGGAAAGUUUGACCAUGCUCACAGUGGUGUCAAUUCCUGUAGUGGUACACAUCCCCUUCCUAAUCACAACACAAACCGAACCAAAGAAACCAUCACACAUGGAAAUUCCAGCCAGUCAGUAAGUUCUUCUUUAGCCAACAGGACAAGAGACCUCUGCACCAAUGGACUCUCUUUACCAAAUGAAUCUGGCAAAGAAUGUGACCCAGAAACAGGCGAUCACAAGAAGCCGGAGUCAGAAGAGCCAGAAUGUUCUCUAGAUGAGAACUCACAGUCUGCAGGAGAAAACAGCUCUCUCACAGAAAGUGCAAUACUGGAGACACAAAACGAUGUCAUCCAAUUACCAGACCUGGAUUACCUCCCACAUGGUAGCCAAACCAGAAACUAUCAUGCUCCUGAAAAGGAUAGUUUUUCAGACAAUUACACACAUUCAGACCAAAAUGCAGAGUCUAUAGUGAUAAAUAAGGGUGAGGACCCUGGCCUAAGCCUGCCUUUGCACAUGAAGGAAAAUUAUGAUUCAGUGGAGGAAGCUCUUAAAACUGAGUCUGUAAAUGUGUGUGUCAAAGAGGACAUGCCUGAUGGUAUUGCAUCUGAGGGCCUCAUAACAGAAGCACAAGAGGAAGAGCACAUUAACCAUAAAGAAAUUAAUGGAAAAAUUGAGGAGGAGGAGGUGGAGGACGCAGAGGUGGCAGAAGCUCUUGCAGCGCUGGAAGCUGCAACUGCAGGGGAAGAUUAUGAAGAGGAUGAGGAGUAUUAG